AUGGAGUCUCUUAUCGCUCUCUGGUCGUUCAUCAUUCUCUUCGCGGCAGCUGCCACGGCAGUCCCGUACUCGCCCACGUACAAUUACGGCUUCGAUGCAGCAAAUUUGGUCAAACGCCAAACACAAGACCCUAUCGUUGUCACAAAGCUUCCCCUCGCCAAUGGAACUGUGCCCGUUCGUCCUGAAAUCAGGCAGAUGAAGCAGAACCCAUACAAAUGGAACCUGUUUUUGCUCUCCAUGAGCAUGCUUCAGUACACGAAUCAGAACGACGAGCUCUCGUGGUACCAGAUCGCAGGCACGUUUAUUCGCUCAACACUCGAGCCAAAUCCUAACACCAGACAGGUAUUCAUGGAGUCCCUUUCGUUCCGUGGAACGGCGUUCCAGGUGCUCCCGGGAUCGACGAUAGGGGCUAUUGCACCCACAUGUCCAUUCUUUUUCCUCCAUGGCACCGCGUCUAUCUCGCCCUUUCUCUUUCGCCUGGUCCAAAUGAUCGCUACCUGGUUCACGGAUCCAAGCGAGCGUGCCUUCUAUCAUGCCGCCGCAGCUGAUUUUCGCAUCCCGUACUGGGAUUGGGCUGCUCCACCGCCGGCCGGGGAAAGCGUGUUCCUCCCUGACUUCGAAUCCGAAGGCAUUCAGAUAUAUGGCCCCAACGGUUGGCAGUACAUUGCCAACCCGCUUUACAGCUACAAGUUCAAUCCGCUGGAUCCCAAAGUUUUCUCCCAAGGCGAUUUCCCGAACUGGACAGAGACCAAGCGAGCGCCGUUUGAGAAGACUGACAACCGCAGCGUGGCGCAUUCCAUCGAACAUGCGAGACCGGCUUUACAGCAGAGACUAUACACUCUAUUGUCAAAUUAUAAGGACUACGGACCCUUCAGCAACAAGUAUUGGGGCACAGCCACCAACCAGUCGCAAUUCGACUCGGUCGAAGCGCUUCAUGACGCGAUGCAUGUUUUGGUUGGCAACCGUGGCCACAUGUACUACAUCCAAUAUUCAGCCUUUGACCCCGUGUUUUUCCUUCACCAUACAAUGGCGGACAGGAUAGUCACGAUGUGGCAAGCUUUAUACCCAAACUCGUGGGUGACGCCCCAGGUCGCGAUGGAGCAUUCUUUCACCAUGCCACCUGGAGAAAUCCACGACGUAUUCACGGAGCUCAAACCCUUCUUUGCAAAUGCCAGCGGCGCAUUCUGGAACUCGGAGAUGGCAAACGACACAUUGCACUUUGGCUACUCAUACGCGGAGACCAUUCCUGGCCAGGGGGGGUCCAAGUCUGAAGAUCGUACCCGCCUCAUAACGGCAAUCAACAGGCUUUACGGAUCAUCCAGCCCUUCAACCCUCGUUCAAAAACGCAAGAGAGCCCUUGGGAGACGAGAUCGUGGGAAGUUUUCGCAACUUCGACAAGGCACUUUGUCAGAUGAUGUGUCACCAGACUUCUCACGCGAGCCUCACGUUGCUGCCAGUCUUGUGACUGAAGAUUACACAUACACAGAGUGGAUCGCCAAUGUCCACGUACAGAACGGCGCACUAAACGGCUCGUUUACUAUCCAUUUAUUCAUGGGCGCGGUUUCUGGAGACAUUAUUUCUUGGUCGGCGGCACCGAAUCUGAUUGGGUCGAUGAAUGUCUUCGCCAUGAAGAACAUGGGAUCCGCCAACCAUGUAUCGGGAACGGUCCCAUUAACGUCAGCUUUGAUGCACAUGGUAUCUGCAGGAGGCGUGGCAGGGCUUGAUCCAGGCCAGGUCGAGCCCUACUUGAAGACGUUUCUUCAAGUCCGCGUGAUUGGAGAGGACGGAGAAGAGGUUCGACCUGAUUCUGUCGUGGGUCUCUGCGUCCAGAUCGCGAGUUCUGAGGUCCAGGCAGCAAGGAACGAAAGGGAGCUUCCGGUUUGGGGUCCGGUUAUUGAAAGGUUCGAAGUGAACUUUGGUUGA
This is a messenger RNA of Colletotrichum aenigma, 1923 nucleotides long. RefSeq names its product Tyrosinase (gene T-2). Gene Ontology annotation, molecular function: oxidoreductase activity. The record is from RefSeq and is a predicted model, not a curated record. The transcript has 3 exons. NCBI's taxonomy places the organism in Eukaryota, Fungi, Ascomycota, Sordariomycetes, Glomerellales, Glomerellaceae. Bases 1 to 1923 code for a protein of 640 amino acids.